Messenger RNA from Trichomycterus rosablanca, 5013 nucleotides. RefSeq names its product death-associated protein kinase 1 (gene dapk1). The record is from RefSeq and is a predicted model, not a curated record. Gene Ontology annotation, cellular component: nucleus; cytoplasm. Lineage: Eukaryota; Metazoa; Chordata; Actinopteri; Siluriformes; Trichomycteridae. Gene Ontology annotation, biological process: intracellular signal transduction; protein phosphorylation; positive regulation of apoptotic process. Gene Ontology annotation, molecular function: protein serine/threonine kinase activity; protein binding; ATP binding. The transcript has 27 exons. The coding region runs from base 119 to 4465 and encodes 1448 amino acids.
CGGACGGUAUGCUGGUUUUAACGCCUUACUUACAGAGGAAUUUACCUUCAUUACCCUGCUCUUGGACCACGGCGGAGUUUUAGAGGCCGAAUAUGAGCAGGUUUCGGCGUAAGCUAUCAUGAGGGUGCAGGUGAUGGAAGCGCCCAACACCAUGACCGCCUUCAAUCAGGAGAACGUGGAGGACUAUUACGAGAUUGGAGAUGAACUCGGAAGUGGUCAGUUUGCCGUGGUCAAGAAAUGUCGCAAGAAAAGCACAGGCCACGAGUACGCCGCCAAGUUCAUCAAGAAGCGGCGAAGCAAGUCCAGUCGACGUGGGGUUACCAGGGAGGACAUCGAGAGAGAGGUCGGCAUCCUAAAGCAGAUCCAGCAUCCCAAUGUCAUCACUCUGCACAACGUGUUUGAAAACAAGAACGAGGUUAUUCUCAUCCUCGAACUUGUGGCCGGUGGAGAACUCUUCGAUUUCCUGGCUGAAAAGGAGUCUCUCAGCGAGGAGGAGGCCACCGAGUUUCUCAAGCAGAUCCUGGAUGGUGUCAACUAUCUGCAUUCCAAACAGAUUGCCCACUUUGACCUGAAGCCUGAGAACAUCAUGCUGCUGAAUCGGAGCGUGCCUCACCCACGCAUUAAGCUCAUCGACUUCGGUCUGGCGCACAAGAUCGAUUUCAGCAACGAUUUCAAAAACAUUUUCGGAACGCCCGAGUUUGUCGCUCCUGAAGUGGUGAACUAUGAGCCGCUGGGCCUGGAGGCAGACAUGUGGAGUGUUGGUGUGAUAACGUACAUAUUACUGAGCGGUGCCUCUCCGUUCCUGGGUGAGAACAAGCAGGAGACGCUUGCCAACGUUUCUGCGGUGGACUAUGAAUUCGAUGAGGAGUAUUUCAGCAACACCAGCGCUCUGGCCAAAGACUUUAUCGCACGGCUUCUGGUGAAAGACCCAAAAAAAAGAAUGACAAUCCAGGAUAGUCUGCAACAUCCAUGGAUUAAGCCAAAAGACACCCAGCAAGCACUUAGUCGCAAGGAGUCUGCUGUCAAUAUGGAGAAAUUCAAGAAGUUUGCCGCCCGGAGAAAAUGGAAGCAAUCGGUGCGUCUGAUCUCUCUGUGUAACCGGCUCUCCCGCUCUUUCCUGUCCAGAAGCAACAUGAGCGUGGCACGCAGCGAUGACACACUGGAUGAAGAAGACUCGUUUGUAAUGAAGGCUAUCAUUCAUGCUAUCAACGACGACAACGUGCCAGGCCUGCAGCAUCUCCUCGGAUCUUUGACCAGCUACGACAUUAACCAGCCCAAUAAGCAUGGAACACCUCCACUCCUCAUCGCAGCCGGCUGUGGAAACAUCCAGAUUAUCGAUGUUUUGAUCCGAAAAGGAGCCGAGAUCCAAGCUCUUGACAAGUCUGGAGCCAACGCUAUCUACUACUCAGCCCGACACGGUCAUCUGGAGACCUUGAAAUUCCUCCAUGAAAAGAAUUGCCCUCUGGACGUCCAAGAUAAGUCAGGUGAGACGGCUCUGCAUGUAGCUGCUCGCUAUGGCAACGUGGACGUGGUUCAGUACCUCUGCAGUAUUCACGCCAACCCUGACCUGACUGACCGGGAGCGGGAGACUCCUCUGCACUGUGCAGCAUGGCACGGCUACUCGUUGGUGGCGCGGACUUUGUGCCAGGCCGGCUGUGAUGUUAACGCUCAGAACCGAGACGGAGAAAGCCCGCUGCUCACUGCCUCGGCUCGAGGCUUUCGAGACAUCGUCGAGUGCCUGCUGGAGCACGGCGCGGAUAUGGACUCCACCGACAAGGACGGCCACAUCGCUCUGCAUCUGGCUGUACGGAGGUGUCAGGUCGAAGUGGUCAAGUGCCUCCUCAGCCACCACUGCUAUGUGGAUCACCAGGAUCGCCAUGGAAACACGCCCCUGCACAUUGCCUGCAAGGAUGGCAACCUGCCAAUCGUGGCGCUGCUUUCUUCUGCUAAAGCCAACCUGGACAUCCCAAACAAGUUUGGUAGAACUCCUCUCCACGUGGCGGCGAACAAUGGAGCACUGGACGUGGUGCGGCAUCUUUGUGUAGCAGGAGCCAACACAGACGCUAUCACUAAUGAGGGGAAAACAGCAGAGGAUGUGGCAACCGCAGCACAGCAAGAGCAUGUAGCCCUGCUGUUUGCCAGACUGAAAAAGGACAACCACAAAGGAGGCUACAUCCAGCAGCUGCGACCCACUCAGAGCCCCCAGCCGCGGAUCAAGCUGAAGCUGCUCGGCCACUCGGGCUCCGGGAAGAGCACGCUGCUGGAGUCCCUGAAAUGUGGCAUCUUGAGGAGCCUCUUCAGGCGCAGGAGACCCAGACUUAACACUCCUGUGAGACACCCGGCCUCACCUGCCACAUCCAAGCCUGCAGUCUCUGUCAGCAUCUCAAACCUGUAUCCAGGCUGUGAGAACGUGAGUGUGAGGAGUCGCAGUAUGAUGUUUGAACCCAGUCUGACUAAAGGAGUGCUGGAAGUGUUUACUCCUGUACACAGCGCCCUCAACACGACUGACGACACUGCAACCAAGGCCAUCGACAUCCACUCGGCCAACGUCAACGGUGUUGGAGAGUUCAGCGUGUGGGAGUUCUCGGGUAAUCCAGUAUACUACUGCACCUAUGACUAUUUUUUGGCCAACGAUAGCACAGCCAUCCACCUGGUGCUGUUCAGCCUGGAGGAGCCGUACGAGACUCAACUCAGCCACAUUACCUUCUGGCUCAACUGCCUCAAGGCCCUUACGCUGCCCGAGGACAACAUCGCUUUUGGAGGGAAGAUCAGAAAUCCUCUGCAAGUGGUGCUGGUGGCAACACAUGCUGACAUCGCCAGCCUGCCUCGAUCCUUCGGUGGAGAGUUCAGCUACGACAAGGAGAGAUCGUUACUAAAAGAAGUUCGCAACAGGUUUGGAAACGAUCUGCAAAUAGCCGACAAGCUCUUCAUAAUGGACUCUGGAGCCUCCACCUCAAAAGACAUGAAGUUGCUGAGAAAUCUCUUAUUAGAUCUGCGCAACUCCAUCAUCUCAAAGUGUAAGCCCAUGACUCAGCUAGCAGAGAAACUGUUGGGCACUCUGCCCUCCUGGCGCAAAGCGACUGGACCAAACCAGCUCAUGUCGUUGCAGCAGUUUGUAGCAGAUGUGCAGGAGCAGAUCAACCCUCUGGCCAACGAGGAGGAUCUGCGUGAACUAGCCUUACAGCUGCACAGCAUGGGAGAGAUUAACCUCAUACAGAGUGAAACUGUGCAGGACGUGAUCCUGUUAGACCCACGCUGGCUCUGCACCAACGUCCUCGGCAAGCUCCUCUCCAUCGAGACCCCUAAAGCUAUCCACCAUUACAGAGGACGCUACCGCCAGGAAGAACUCCAGACUCUGGUCGCUGAGGGCGACGUAGACGAGCUCCUUCAGAUUCUGGACGCCAUGGACGUCUGCGCCCGAGAUAUGACCAACCCGGGCAUGGUGGACGUGCCCGCCCUGAUCCGCACGGGCGAUCUGCAGCGCUCCUGGAGUGACGAAGACGAACAGGUGGAAGACACACUGCUGUACGGUGGCGUUCGCAUAGUCCCAGCCGAGCACUUGACGCCGUUCCCUUGUGGCCUGUUCCACAAGCUCCAGGUGAAUCUUUGCCGUUGGUGCAGGCAGCAGAGACCGGAGGCUGAGGUUGAUGAGGUCAGGCUGUGGAACGGUGGUGCUCGGAUCGGAAUCGGCGGAGCUGACGCCAUGGUUCUGCUGGUUAACCACGGACAAGGUCUGGAGAUACAGCUAAGAGGGCCCGAGUCGGAGCGUAACCGAUGCUACGCUAUGCUGGACACUCUGUGUGGAAUGGCAGAAGGACUACUAGCUGUUACCCUACCGGGCUUGCUAACCGCCCGUCAUUAUUUAAGUCCUCAGCAACUGCGUGAGCAUCACGGACCUGUCAUGCUUUACCAGCCCAGAGACUUUCUUCGAGCUCAAGCGCGCGGCGAGAACGCGCUAACCAAUACGAUGGGGGGAUACCGGGAGAGCUUUGUUAGCAUCGUAGCGCUAGGUUGCAUCCAUGUCUACAAACAAGGAAGUCUCGGUGGAGAUGUACCUGUGGCUGAGAUAAGCCACCUGGCCCGACGCAAACUUAGCCGCAUGCUCGACCCACCCGAUACCUUGGGCAAGGACUGGUGUCUUCUAGCAAUGAACCUGGGGCUUAGCGAGCUAGCUGCUAAAUACAGCCCCGGGACCAACGGAACUCCUCCGACAGACCCUUUCUCUGUCCCGAGCCCUACUGCAGCACUCCUGCACGACUGGAGCCAGCAUCCAGGCUCCACCAUUGGCGUCCUGCUAACCAAGCUCCGAGAACUCGGCCGCCGCGACGCUGCCGACUUUCUUUUAAAAGCGGCGCCCGUGUUUCGGGUCAGCUUAGACAAUGUAGGCACUCCGCCAGAGCCUUAUGGGCCGGUCUGCAACGGCGGGACGUCUUAUAACUCCAUCAGCUCCGUCAUCUCACGCUAGAGCGCCACCCGUGUUCUCGGAGGAACAGUGCAAUCAUCCCGCGGAGUGUUGUUAUAUUACUGACUGGAAUCUGUGAAGUUUGGUAGUCGGUUACAUCAAUCUUCCUGCUCUCCUCUCUCUCAACGUCUUUUUUCCUGUGAGAAGAACACGAGAGCGUCAUGCAGUUCAGAUUCCCAAAUGAAGCAAGAAAUUCUGAAUGAUCUUGUGCUUUUCUCAUCCUUCUUCAUAGUUCUCUGUCACUUAGGUAAAUUUAAAAAAAAGAAAGGGAAAUGUGUGGAGUCUUGUCAUCCAGAAAGCACAUUUUCUCUAUUGUGAUUGUUGGUAUUAUUCAGCUGUCUGUCUCUGUUUGAUUGCUGAGGUUCGUGCUUUCCCUUUAUUGCUACUCUUGUGAAUCGUUGGGAAAGUGAACUGGUGUAUUUAAGACAUUGUACAGUCAUCUCUUUGCACAACCUUUCUUUUAUUUAUAUUGUUCUUAAAGCAUGUCUCUGAAUGCCAUGUCCUUAAUACUCCUUACAACAGUGUAGUACAUUUUUAUAAUAAAUUGUUUA